Messenger RNA from Asparagus officinalis (garden asparagus), 2684 nucleotides. RefSeq names its product serine/threonine protein phosphatase 2A regulatory subunit B''beta-like. Gene Ontology annotation, molecular function: protein phosphatase regulator activity; calcium ion binding. The record is from RefSeq and is a predicted model, not a curated record. Gene Ontology annotation, biological process: protein dephosphorylation. The transcript has 13 exons. The coding region runs from base 519 to 2153 and encodes 544 amino acids. Gene Ontology annotation, cellular component: protein phosphatase type 2A complex. NCBI's taxonomy places the organism in Eukaryota, Viridiplantae, Streptophyta, Magnoliopsida, Asparagales, Asparagaceae.
UUUCUCUCUCUCUCCGUGUUGCGUCGUCGAGGCUUCAAAGGCCCCUUCUCCCUUUUCCCCUCGAAAAACGAACGGCGAGGGCUCUCUGAUCCCAAAUCCCCAAGCUCUUCUCUAAACUUCGAUCUCGACUCCAGACUCUCUCCCUCUCAUUCAUUCGACGGAUUUUGAGCUCUGAAUCUCUCAUCAGGAGAGUCCGAUUCGAUUUGAAACCUGACAGCUUAGGGUUCCUGUGGGUUUUCGCGAGAAUUUUGGCUGCAAAAAAAAAAAAAAAAAAGAGGUUAUCGUUUUGAUUCUUCAAAUUGAAAAGUUCGAUUCAUCGUCGAUUGCGGUCGGAGCUUGAUAUUCUAGGGUUUCUGUGGCUUUUCUUGCGAAAUUUGGCGGAAUAUGGAAGCUUCUAUGCUGGUUCUCCAAUGGCGGAGGAGGAAAUAGAAGUUUCUGCCACUCAGGACCUUGUUGAGAGAUAGGGGGGAAUCCCUGUGUUUUUCUUCGUUAUUUGGGGGAUCUAGGGUUGAUAGAGAAUGGUAGGGAUGGAUGUAGAAGUAGCCAAGGAUGCGGGUUCGUUUGAUCCUGAGCUGUUGCAGCUACAGGAGGUCUCUUCGAUUGCGCUGAAGGAUAAUCCACAGAUUGCUGAUCAGCUCUAUUCUCAGUGGCUCUCACUCCCGGACACUGCUCGAUUGGUAAAAUCUUUGAUUGAAGAUGCUAAGUCAGGCGUGCCCUUAAACAUUGCUGGGAGCUCCAAUGCUACAAAUUCUACAGCUAGCAAUUCAUUACCCUCCAUGUUCCCUGCAGGCAGUGCACCUCCACUUUCCCCGAGAAGCUCUCCUGGGUCUCCACGCUUUAUGAAACGAGGUUUAGGUGCUGGUCCAUCAUCUCUGGGGUCUCCCCUGAAAAUUAUUAGUGAGCCUUUGAUAGAAGUUAUACCUCAGUUUUACUUCCAAAAUGGACGCCCACCUCCGAAUGACCUGAAAGAGCAAUGCUUAUCUCGAAUUGAUCACAUUUUCUUUGGCCAUAUGGACGGACUUCAAGUUCAAGACUUUAAGACUGUCACGAAGGAAAUCUGCAAGCUACCAUCAUUCUUUUCCAGUGUCCUCUUCAGAAGGAUUGAUGUUGAUUGCAUAGGAACUAUAACAAGGAAUGCCUUCGUCAAGUAUUGGAUAGAUAGCAACUUGAUGACGAGGGACAUAGCUACACAAAUAUUCACAAUUUUGAAGCAACCAGCUCGCAAGUACCUGACUCAGGAGGACUUCAAACCUGUUCUACGAGAACUUUUGGCAAGCCAUCCAGGGUUGGAAUUCUUGCAGAACACGCCUGAGUUCCAGGAAAGAUACGCGGAAACUGUCAUCUACAGAAUAUUUUACUAUGUAAAUAGAUCUGGAAAUGGCCAUCUUACACUGAGGGAGCUUAAACGAGGAAACCUAAUUGCUGCAAUGCAGCAUGCGGACGAGGAAGAAGAUAUUAACAGAGUUUUGCGGUACUUCUCUUAUGAGCAUUUCUAUGUGAUAUACUGCAAGUUCUGGGAGCUGGAUUCUGAUCAUGACUUCUUGAUUGAUAAGGAGAACCUUAUUAGAUAUGGAAACCAUGCGCUUACUUACAGAAUAGUUGAUAGAAUUUUCUCACAGGUUCCAAGAAAAUUUACCAGCAAGGUGGAAGGGAAAAUGGGAUAUGAAGAUUUUGUUUAUUUUAUGCUGGCAGAGGAGGAUAAAUCAUCCGAGCCCAGCCUUGAAUACUGGUUCAAAUGCAUCGAUUUGGAUGGAAAUGGAAUUCUCACAUCCAACGAGAUGCAAUUCUUUUAUGAGGAGCAAUUGCAUCGUAUGGAAUGCAUGGCUCAGGAACCAGUACUUUUUGAAGACAUUUUAUGUCAGAUGGUUGAUAUGAUUGGGCCAGAGAAUGAGAGCUACUUUACUCUGCGUGAUUUGAAGGGCUGCAAACUCUCAGGAAACAUUUUUAAUAUCCUUUUUAAUCUCAACAAGUUCAUGGCAUUUGAAACUCGUGAUCCAUUUUUAAUUCGUCAGGAGCGGGAAGAUCCGACAUUGACAGAAUGGGACCGGUUUGCACACAGAGAGUACAUCAGGCUUUCUAUGGAAGAUGAUGCUGAAGAUGCCUCCAAUGGAAGUGGGGAUGUCUGGGAUGAAUCACUCGAGGCUCCUUUUUGAGUUGAACUCAGUUGCAGGUAGUUAGUCUUGUCACUGCUUAUGCUCAAAGCUCCCCGGAAACAGUACCAUAAAUUGCAUGGAGGGCGAUGCAUUGGCGGCAGAGGCACGGCCUUGUCAAAAUCCCCAGCAUGACCAACACCGGUUAAUACUCAAUACUUUACAACUGAUCUCUGAUGGACAGAUAUUUUGUUGCUGAGGCAAAAAAGUACAUAAAGGUUACAGGCUCUGUAAGGCUCUUGGGUGGACCAUCUUUCUAAGGCCAAGCAAGGGAGAGAGCGGGGCAAGCUUGAAGGCCUUUUCUGAUCCAUCAUGAAAAACUGGAUAAUUAUAGACAUUGGUUUUAUAGUUGCCAUAGAAUUAGAAUUAAUGGUUGGUUGGCUUUUUUUUUGUUCUCUUUUCUAUUCCCCUGUAAAAAUUAUUUCAGUAUGGGCUGGUGUUGAUGUAUUCUGCUUAUCUGGCGGUUUUCCUUUGGCAUUUUUAUUCUCUUUAUUGGAUUUAUAUAAUAAGGAAAGGUAAACGAACUAUCCUUUA